Molecule: messenger RNA, 2838 nt
Organism: Schistocerca gregaria
Lineage: Eukaryota; Metazoa; Arthropoda; Insecta; Orthoptera; Acrididae
Exons: 9
Coding region: 498-2738 (746 amino acids)
Biological process (GO): peptidyl-glutamate ADP-deribosylation
Source: RefSeq, a predicted model, not a curated record
UUCUCUUCAUACACUAUGAAGCUGAUCUGCACUUGAUAAUAGUAUAUGUUUUGACAUAAAUGGUUUCAUUUCCCCAAUGAUCCGAGCAAUCCCGAAACUGCGAGUGGUGACGAGUUGUGCACAAACCUCGAUUCCAAAGCCAUAUCCUCUAUUCAAGUUCAGAAAUAAAUAAUUUCUGAAAGGUGGCAACACUUUCUUGUGCAACGCACGUAGAUACUUAGUUAACAUGUUUCGCGGUACGAAAAAAAUAGAAACUCAUAGGAAUUAAUUACGUAUAUAUGAGCGUUUUAAGACGGGCAGGGAAACUUAAGGUAGUACUAACAGAUUACUGCUGAGCCGGAAUGUGGAGCUCAAAUCUAAAAGGGGAAGUCCCGAAUGACGAAAGGCAUUGUGAGGUACAUGUUGGGGAAUUUACUUACAGUGGCAGUUGCUGAUCCUAAAGGUCGAAACGUCCAGUAAAGUUGGUGUUGCGGUGGAAGUCUGCAGAUUCUGGGACAAUGAGCAAGAACAGCAAGAAAUCAAGGAAAAACAAGCAAAAGGCUGCUCCUGCUAGUGCAGAGCAGAGCUCGGAGUCAGGGAAUUAUAGUAAGAUCAGUGGAAAAUCUGAAAGGGUUCUAGAAGAUGCAUCAGGCCCCAAUAAGAAUAAAGACAAUACAGACAAGCUGACGAUGGAAGCUGCCGCUCCAGAACCUAAACCAGGAAGGAUUCUAGAAGAUGCAUCAGGCCCGAGCAAGAAUAAAGGCAAUAUAGACAAGCUGACAAUGGAAGAUGACCCUCCAGAACCUAAACCAGGAAGGAUUCUAGAAGACGCAUUAGACAUGAGCAAGAAUAAAGACCGCUCAUCCGAGGUGUUACAUGCAAAUACAGACAAGCAGAAGAUGGGAGCUGAACCUACAGAACCUAAUCCAGAAGACCUUUCACAAUUAAAGAACACAUGCCGUGCUUUGAAAUCAAAUCUAAAUACCAUUACUAAGAAGUAUCAAGAGGAAAAAAAAGAAAAGGAAAUAUUACUUAAUGAAAACCAAGAUUUAAAAUCCAAAUUGUGUUCUGCGGAAAGGGAAUUGGAAGCUGCUAAAAUGCAAAUAGAAAAAUUGAAAAAUCAAGGAGCUCUUCCCCGAAAAUCAUGCGAGGCUCCCGAGCCAAUGGAUGAUGAAACAGUUGAGGAUCAUGCGAGUGAGCAACCAGACCAAAAAGGAUCUUCAGAUGGACUCAUGCGGAAGAAGAAGGAAGACUAUUUGGUUCAGAACAAUGCGGAAGGGAUUUCUGAGGGACCUCGUGACACGUGGUAUCAGGAUGUUGAAAUGGAGGACUCGUUCAACAGAUGGGAAUCAGGACCUGCAGCAGAACUUCCUCAAGGUAAUGACAAAGACGAGGAGUCCAGUUGGCGACAAUCAGAUCGGAAGCAGUGGAAUGAUGUGGCUGCUUCGGUUGAUCGUGCUGAAUCUUUGAGUAGCAGCCAAUCUUCGGAUCACAGGGGUGAUACCAGAUCACAAAAUAGAAGAGAAAGUGAUGUGAGAUGGAAACGCAAUGAAAGGUCUUUCUGUCAGCCACCAAAGAGAAAUGAUGAGCACGGCACACGUAAUUUCAAAAAUGACAGAGCCAAAAGACAUGACAACACUUAUGGAGAGAGGGGAAGAGGAAUGGAUAAUAGAGGUGACCGUGGUCAAAACCAUAACCAGAAUGUGAAUGAGAGGGGAAGAGGAAUGGAUAAUAGAGGUGAUCGUGGUCAAAACUAUAACCAGAAUGUGAAUAAUCGCAACAUUCGUGACCAGAGAAUGAGAACUACAGGUGAUCCACAAGUUGUCACAGAGAUUUUUGGUGAUCUUUUUACUGCACCAGCAGACUACUCCCUUGCACACUGUGUUGCAGAAGAUAUGCGCAUGGGGAGUGGAAUAGCUGUCACAUUUAAGAAGAUGUUCAGACGUGUGGAUGAGCUUCUUGAUCAACAUAAACGACAAGGGCAGGUUGCAGUGCUGGAACUUGAUGGCCGCUUCAUUUAUUACCUUGUGACUAAACCUGAGAGUACUGGGAAACCAACAAUGGAAACACUAGAAAGGAGUCUUGUGGCUAUGCGUCAACAUGUUAUUGAGAACAAUGUGGGAAAAAUUGCAAUGCCCCGCAUUGGUUGUGGUCUUGACAGAUUGGAGUGGCGCCUUGUCAAGCAGCUUUUAGAAAGCAUCUUUUCAGGAACAGGUGCACAAAUCACAGUUUACAAUUACAAUGAGGAUACGGCAGAAUCAUCAAAACCUAAGCACACCAGUAAUGUUUGGUUGAAGAGCGCACAGAUGCCAGUAGCUGACAUUGAUGUAGGUACUGCUAUUUUGUGCCUUUGUGCGGCAGAUCGCUCGGUCAACUCAACAUUAGAAUUAUUGGACAGAAAAUUCAGAAUAAUGCCGCAGUAUCAGCAAAUGGACAGAAAGCUUGGCAAAUUUAUUGCUAUACAAAAACCAAAUUAUUACAUUUUCCUUUUAAUUGUUAGAGAGAGCAAAAGCAGUCCACUUUCGUUUAGAGCACUUGGAGACUGUAUGCGGCAAGUCUGCAAGUUGAUUGACAAGGACAGAUACGAAUAUGUUGCUGUAGAAGCUUUUGAUGAUGAUGAUGAUCCACUUCUAUUUGAAAAAGUAAUAACUGUAAUAAAGACAGGACUCGAUACAAAGUAUCAAAAAGAGUUGUGGUUAUGUUAUCCUGCAACAGUUUCAUCAAGAGUACCCAACACAAGGCCAAGCAGUGAAACAUAAUGCUCUUUCAUAUAUUAUAGUUCUUUGUAAUGGUAUUAAACAAGUGAAUGUAAAAUAAAAAUGUAAGAAUAUUUUCAUAAAUGAAUGUAAUUGGUGUAUA